GUUUCCGGUAUCAACACAAUGGUGAACAACUUGUCAGUGGCAGUCCUUAUACUCAGUUUAAAGAUUUUCUCUCCACAAAAAAAAGUAUUUUUUUAUGACAGGAGGAAUUCUUGUGGAGUUUCGAUGAAAUUAUUUUCUUUUAAUCUAACAUACGUGUUGCGAGAUGAAGGUGAUCCAGCACUCUGUGGAGACCCUGCAAACAGCUUUGAUCUCUAAUCGUCAGGACUUGGUUACACUUUAUAACAAGUACACUAAGAAUGAGCGGCAUCUUCUAGAGGAGGGAUUCCACUCAGGGCAGCCAGGUUCCCUUUUCCAGCCCAUUACUGUGCACUCUGACUCUGACUGGAUCCCUGCUCAUCCCGAAGAGCCUCAAGACUUUGAGAGCUUCUACAGAGACCUUUACCGCAAAACUCCUGAUGCAAGCCUCCAUACUAUUUAUAUUCAAACCAUAGGUUCGUUUGGGGAGGUAGGCUCUCAGACAGACCAGUACGUGGAGUGGCUCAGAGACUACUGCCAGGUGUUCUUCUAUGGGCUCUCUGUCAAGCUGCUGCCAGCAGUUACUGUGGCUGAAACCAGAUGUUCUUUCAGGAUUAACAGUAACUCACACAACAUUCAGAUCCGUACCCGUGACCUGCUUCGAUUCCUGGAGGAAAGGAAACCCAAAGAUGCUUUCUGUAUUGUCGGACUGACCAUGAUUGACCUUUACCCCAAGGACUCCUGGAACUUUGUCUUUGGGGAGGCUUCUCUCAGUAUGGGAAUGGGUGUUUUCAGCUUUGCCAGGUAUGAUGACAACUUCUACAGUAGAAGUUACGCCGGUAGGCUGCAGAAACAACUUCAGCCAAAGCAGGGGGACUACUCUGUGUUUGAUGACUACUACACUCCCCCCAUCAGCAGCACUCUGCUCCUUCGAUCCUGCAAGACCAUGACCCAUGAAAUUGGCCACAUGUUUGGCAUACAACAUUGCCAGUGGUUAAACUGUGUCAUGCAGGGCUCCAACCACCUUGAGGAGUCUGAUCGGCGACCCCUGGAUUUCUGUCCUGUCUGCCUUCGUAAGAUACAAGUCGCAAUCGGCUUCAAAAUAGCUGAAAGAUACCAGGCCUUACUGCAGUGGAUGGAGGAGAAUCAGAGUCAAACAUCCUGUCAGUCUGUGCCCCUCUUUCCCAAACCAACUGAAACUUUUCACACAUCCAAAUUGUGGCUACGCAGAUGCUUAGACAUACUGCAAAGUACAUGAACUACAGGAAUAAGCCUGGGUUAUAAUGGGAUUUCAGUAUUUGUUUCUUUCCUCAAAAAGACAAACCCACGUUUGUUUAUAAACUACUUGUGUUUUAAUCAGAGUGGUAAUGGGCACUCCUAUGGGAGAGGAGAUCCCUUUUGGAGGGAGUAUCAUAUUUAUAUUGAGUAGUAUCUGUUUAAAGCUCCUGUGAGGAGUUUCUCGCUGGUUGUGGAGCAGACUUAAAUUCACAUAAAUGUCUCAAUAUAAUCUACACAAGCAAACAGUAAUAAGUUUCAGAAUUUCUAUAUCAUGGUUAUUAAUUAACUAUUAACCACUGGUGGGGGUAGAUGUCAGAAAGCUGAGUGACUGCAUGCUGCCUUUAACAUUUUCAAUAGCAGAGAUCCACGGUAGGUAUAUUUCACAGUUUAAAAAAAAGCAGGAUGAGUUAAAAAAUAAUAAUCUGCUUAUACAUGUAAAGGACAAAAUCAACAGAUAUAUAACAGGUACUAGUGUGUCCAUAUAGGGGGCACCAUAACAACACACACAAAGUUUUUCACAGUAGCUUUAACAUGUCAGUCAAAAGCACUUCAGACAAACCGUGUUACCAGCAAAAACUGGACAGUAAAGUUACUUUUUUUUGUCUGAGUGAAAGAAGUAUCAGGAACACAAGAUAUAUUUUAAUAUGGAAGGUGAAAUGUUUUCAUUGCAGUAUGAUGCCUAUGAGUGUUUUUAAUGAGACAUAAAAUCUUUGUCCUAAUUUGAAUGAAAUGAUAAACUGCAAAUACAAGAGCAGUUGAAAAGUUGCCUUAAUCUUGAGGAUUAUAAAAAAAAAAACGCAUGGCACUCUUUUAAAGGUUCAUGUCACUCUUUUAAUUGUGAUUGAAUAUUUUUAUUACAAAAAUAGUUUGAGUCUGACAUCUGAUAACAAAGAAUAAUGCACUGUCUGUAUAACAAAAGCUUCAUGAAAAAAAUAUACUUUCAAUCACGUGUGAUCACCUGAGCUUCUAAUUUCUGUAACAUGUGUUACAUCAUUUGUGUGAUUUGUAGUUCUUGCGGCUACAUUUGCAUCAUAGUUUCUGCUGAUCAUUACAGUAUUGAUGCCCAGAAGGUAAUUAGUUGAUCAAGUGUCAGUGUUAUAUUCUGGAAUAGCUAAAACCAAAGCAGCUCUGUUGACAGUGGAUCACUUGUGGUCAAUAAAGAACAUAUCCAUAUUCACCCCCCAA
Messenger RNA from Notolabrus celidotus (New Zealand spotty), 2439 nucleotides. RefSeq names its product archaemetzincin-2 (gene amz2). The transcript is spliced from 7 exons. Gene Ontology annotation, molecular function: metallopeptidase activity. The coding region runs from base 164 to 1234 and encodes 356 amino acids. Gene Ontology annotation, biological process: proteolysis. Lineage: Eukaryota; Metazoa; Chordata; Actinopteri; Labriformes; Labridae. The record is from RefSeq and is a predicted model, not a curated record.